Messenger RNA from Mesorhabditis spiculigera, 1044 nucleotides. NCBI's taxonomy places the organism in Eukaryota, Metazoa, Nematoda, Chromadorea, Rhabditida, Rhabditidae. The record is from the annotation of a GenBank genome assembly.
AUGGUUCAGGUUUCCCCGAAAAAAGCCGAAAGCCCAUCAAACGCUCUCGUCGUUGUACAAAGAUAUCUGCAGGAAAAUAGGGACUCUGUGCUGAAUUGCUGCGUAUUAUUGGGCGUCACCAUUUUUAUAGCCUACCAGGCAAGAUCAUUUUAUGCGAUCAAGCACGCGCGAAAGGGGGACAAAGGCGCGGCGGAGGGCCGGCGCAACACGAAAGCGUCGUUGACUUCGGACAAAAAUGUAUCCACGAGGCUUUACGCCGUUGACGACUUUACCGAGCCCUUUCGUGAAAUUACCGUUCCCGCGAAUCCGAAAGAGGAUGAGUCGCUGCGAAAUUCGCAGAUAUUUUACGAAAAGAUGAGGCGGCGUCCGGUCUAUAGUAUUUUCAAGGAUCUAACGGUGCCGAUUAAAGUCGUUCAGAAUAUCGUGAAGACGGCCGACACCUGCCCGAGCAUGGCUUCCGUGCCACAACCUUGGACAAUCUGUGUGAUAGGCGCUGAAAAGGCAAAGUGUGAGGUUAGACACGUUGUCGAGGAGGCAGCGAAACGUCGAUACGCAAUCGAACACGGACUUGAGAACGAGGCGGAGGAUUCCAAUAUGGUCGCAGCGUUGGCGCAUGUCUGGACAAGGGCCUAUCUCUCCGAUGCGCCCUUCAUUAUACUGCUUUUCGCCCAUGUUUCACGCCGCGACGACGUUGGGAACUGGGUGCCGGUGGAAGGGGCUGAGACGGCUGUCGCCACGCUGCUCGGACUUUUAAUAGCAGCUAUACAGGUAUCCGGGUUGUCAACCGUGGCGACGGCCGCCAGACACUGUGACCCCGCGAUACGCCAGCUGUUGCAUAGGCCGAAAACGGAACAACUGCAAUACAUCUUGCCGAUCGGGUACCCGAACGGGCCAGAUCGUGAUGAGCCGUCCGUGGCCACCUCAAAUCGCCGAAGCCACUCGCAACGUGACGCAUCGAUAGAUCCCCAUUCCGAAAGCGAGGCCGACCGAUCGCGACGGGCCCGCAGUCGAAGCCGUCCAUUGGAGCAAAUCGUAAAACUGUAC